Rhagoletis zephyria (snowberry fruit fly) is the source of this 2073-nucleotide messenger RNA. The record is from RefSeq and is a predicted model, not a curated record. NCBI's taxonomy places the organism in Eukaryota, Metazoa, Arthropoda, Insecta, Diptera, Tephritidae.
AUGUUGACGCACAACCUCGUCAACGAUGGCAGCUGGGAACUUCGCAUAUUUGUUACGGACCUCAAAGUGGAGAAACGCCUUCGAGUGAAGGGAGACAUGCACAUCGGUGGUGUCAUUCUCAAACUUGUUGAAGAACUCGAUGUCACCGCCGACUGGUCCGACCAUGCACUCUGGUGGCCCCUGCGCAAGUCCUGGCUGAAGCGCACCCGUACGACGCUCGACCAGGCGGGCAUUCAGGCGGACACGCUGCUGAACUUUACGCCGAUGCACAAGAUUCUGCGCGUGCAGCUUCCUGAUCUGCGGUACUGCGACGCACGUGUCGACUUUAGCGUCAACAGCUUCAACGCCGUCGUCCAGCUGUGCUCCGAUCUGGGCAUUCGAAACCCCGAGGAGCUCAGUCUAUCGCGGCCUCUGAUCAUUGCCCACCUCAAACAGAACUUUAGCAACCUCGAUCUGAGCCCUCUGCAGCGGCAGCUCGACCAGAUUGGGCCCAUUGCUCAGGCGGAUCCGGCACACCCCAACACCAACACUCUCACCAGACGUCCACAACCAGAACCGUACGUCGCCUUUGAGUCCGUCUCUUCAAAUGGAGUGGCCCCCGUUCAGAGCAGUGGGAGCGCCGGCAGCCAGCCGAACCAGAAUUACCUGUAUCCAGUGGAGGCAAUUGCGCCCACACUGUCCUCCUCACCGGUGACACCAAAUCCCGAGGCGAAGGCGACGCUGCUCCGUCCCAAGUCGCUCAAUGAGAAAGCUCGACUGAAUGCUGGCUGGGUAGACUCGUCGUUGUCGCUGUACGAGCAGGACGUGCGCGAGUACGAUCUGCUGCUGCUGCGCUUCAAGUACUACAACUUCUACGACCUCAAUCCCAAGCUGGACGCGGUUCGCAUUAAUCAGCUCUUUGAGCAGGCCAAGUGGUCGCUGAUUACCGAGGAGGUGGAGUGCACCGAAGAGGAGAUGUUCCUCUUUGCCGGACUGCAGCUGCAAAUCAACAUCCUCGCGGUGAACCCCGACCCGAAUGACCAGUACAAUGAGAUCAACGACGACAUUGACUCGGCACUAGAUGAGCUGCAGUCCACACUGGAGGGCGGCACGCCGGUGUACAACUACGCCACAUCGGCCAAUGGCACCACAAACUACGGCUACACUGACAUACCCGAACUGGCCGGAUAUCUUCGCUUUGCCAAGCACAAGCUUUUCACGCUGAAAAACUUCAAACGGUACUACUUUGUACUGAAGGACACCAACCUAAAGGUGUACAAGUCGGCAGAGGAUCGCAAUAAGAGUCCUCCCGCCUUUACCGUCAACCUCAAGGGCUGCGACAUAACGCCUGAUUUGAACGUCACACAGAACAAGUAUGGCUUCAAAAUUCAUAGCUACGAUGAGGGCGUCUCCGAGUACUGGCUGCGAUGUGAGUCAGAGCGACAGUACGCAGAAUGGAUCACUGCGGCCCGUCUGGCCACCAAAGGUCGCACCAUGGCCGACGCUUCUUACCGCAGUGAAGUGCAGACCACGCGCGAUUUUCUCAAGAAGCAGCAGUACACGGGCUCCAGUGUGGCACCAACGUCUUCCAGCAAAAUCGCCAUCAACCCGGAAGACUACAUUGCACUGCGCUUCAUGAAGCGAGGACACCAACAGGUCGUCAAUCGCAUCCACGAUUCGCACGGCAACUUUCGAUCGAUGCCAUCACUGCAAGCAAAGCUGAGUUACAUCAGAGCCUGGCAAGCGCUACCCAAGUACGGACUGUCCUUCUUCGCCGUGCGCUUCCUCCAUACCAAACGCGAGGAAAUUCUUGGCAUUGCACCAAAUCGGUUAAUACGAAUCGACAUGAGCACUGGUGACGCUAUUCGCACUUGGCCAUUUGCACGUAUGAAGUCGUGGAACGUCAACUGGGAAGUAAAGAAGCUCUGCGUGGAAUUUGACGAUGAGAAACUCGAGUUUGAGUGCCUUAGUGCCAACUGCAAGGUGCCGCAUGAGUUUAUUGGCGGAUACAUUUUUCUGUCGAUGCGUUCAAAGGAGCACAACCAGUCGCUGAAUGAGAACCUCUUUCACAAACUGACCAGUGGGUGGAUUUAA